This is a messenger RNA of Aegilops tauschii subsp. strangulata, 318 nucleotides long. RefSeq names its product F-box protein PP2-B10-like. NCBI's taxonomy places the organism in Eukaryota, Viridiplantae, Streptophyta, Magnoliopsida, Poales, Poaceae. The record is from RefSeq and is a predicted model, not a curated record.
AUGGUGUUCAAGUUGGCAGAUGAGACCUACGGGCUGGACUCGCCAGCCGAUGCAUCUGUGAGCGUUGGAGGCACAGAUAUUGCGCGCAAGGUCUGCAUCCAACCUAACCCGCAAAGAUGCUAUGCAGAGGACGUAGUGCUCCCUCGUGAAAGGGCUGAUGGUUGGAUGGAGCUGGAACUAGGUGAGUUUGUCUACGAGGGGGAAGAAGAUGGCGACGUGUCCUUCAGCCUAGUGGAGAUGAAACGUUUGGAUGGGAAGAACGGUCUCUUCAUGCAGGGCAUCGAGAUAAGGCGUAAGAAUCAAAUCCAUCUAUUCUAA